Molecule: messenger RNA, 1032 nt
Organism: Chondrus crispus (carragheen)
Lineage: Eukaryota; Rhodophyta; Florideophyceae; Gigartinales; Gigartinaceae
Source: the annotation of a RefSeq genome assembly
AUGAAUGAUAAAAUAGUUUUACCAUCAACUUUAUCAAGUAUUAAUAAUACUAGUUCAGAUACUUUGUUGAUGCUGUACAAAGAUAUGCUUCUAGGACGUAGUUUUGAAAAUAUGUGUGCACAAAUGUAUUAUCGUGGUAAAAUGUUUGGUUUUGUUCAUUUAUAUAAUGGUCAAGAAGCUGUAUCGACAGGCGUGAUUAAAUGUUUAAAUAAUACAGAUUAUGUAUGUAGUACCUAUCGUGAUCAUGUACAUGCACUAAGUAAAGGUGUACCGGCCAAUUUAAUUAUGGCUGAAUUGUUUGGUAAAGAAACAGGAUGUAGUCAUGGCCGGGGUGGAUCAAUGCAUAUUUUUUCAGCAAAGCAUAAUUUUUUAGGCGGUUUUGCUUUUAUUGGAGAAGGAAUUCCUAUAGCUACUGGAGCAGCUUUUCAAAGUAUUUACCGCAGUCAUGUUUUACAAGAUACCAAUGAAUUACGUGUUACAGCUUGCUUUUUUGGUGAUGGCACAACUAAUAAUGGACAAUUCUUCGAAUGUUUAAAUAUGUCUGUCUUAUGGAAGUUACCAAUUAUAUUUGUUGUAGAAAAUAAUCAAUGGGCAAUUGGAAUGGCUCAUCAUAGAUCUAGCUCAUCACCUGAAAUACAUAAAAAAGCAAAAGCUUUUGGUUUACCUGGAAUAGAAGUAGAUGGCAUGGAUGUUCUGGCUAUUAGAAAUGUUACUCAACAGGCUAUUAAGAGAGCAAGAUCUGGAGAAGGUCCCACUUUGAUUGAAGCUUUGACAUAUAGAUUUCGAGGUCAUUCUUUAGCAGACCCUGAUGAACUAAGAUCAAGUCAAGAAAAAGAUGCAUGGUUAGCUCGUGAUCCAAUCAAAUAUUUUAAGAACUGCCUUUCUGUUAAUUCAAUUAUAGACGACAAUUUAUUAAAUAAAAUUCAUACAGAUGUAAAAGCAGAUAUUGAUCAAGCCGUAAGUUUUGCUUUAUCUAGUCCAGAACCUCAGAUUAAAGAUCUAAAACGUUACUUAUUUGUAGAGGACACGUAA